AUGGCCGGCGAACAUGAGCAGUACGCAAACCCCUUGCUCCUCGACUGGGUCAAGGAGUGGCUCGACACGGCAAGGGAGCGGAACAUGAAAAGCACCUCGACUUAUCGAAACGCCUACGAGUCUCUCAAAGCAUGCCCCAUCACCUUCAAGCACCCGCGCCAGCUCACCCAGCUGAAGGGCUUCGGGGACAAACUCUCCUCUCGCCUCACAGAUAAGCUAAAGGAACAUUGCGAAGCCAAUGGUCUGCCUAUGCCUAAGAACCCACGCUUAUCCAAGGAAAGUCAUGCAUCCCUCGGUGGGACUGCUGGUGAUGACGAACUGCCGCCUCCCAAGAAGGCGAGAAAAGCGAAGCCCUACGUCCCGACAUAUCGCUCUGGUCCUUACGCCAUCCUGCUGUCUCUCUCGACUUUGGACGAGGACGCACAACUGGGCAUGACAAAGGCCAAUCUCGUCGAGCUAGCCCAGGAACACUGCGACUCGUCAUUCAGUGUGCCUAGUGACACUACCAAGUUCUACACGGCCUGGAACUCGAUGAAGACCCUCAUAGAGAAGGAUCUCGUCUGCGAGAAGGGUCGCCCGCAAAGGCGUUAUUCGCUCACUGAUGAAGGAUGGGAGGUUGCCAGACGCAUCAAAAAGACGACACAGCCAAGUGGUAGGGUCGAUGACGUCGUGGCAGGUCCCAGUGCAGGAUCUAGCGCCUGUCCUGAGCCUGCAACAGGGCCGGAUCCGGUCACAAUAGCGCCAGGCAGGGAGGCCUCUCUAUCAGUCGAGCCCGUGGAACAACCAAAGCCCAAGUCGGUAUACGAAGGUGUCGUCGCAAAUGGCCCAGUGGUCUCGGAUGACGCUUCAUUGCCGACAUUUACCCCAAUCCGGCUCGCGCCGGGGUCUUUCACGGUUCAUCUCGCAUUGGACAUCCGCGAAGUCCGAGCUGUGAAAGACCGCGAUUACAUGCAAGACGAGCUCACCAAAAAGGGGGUCAAGCCCCUCAUGCGAGCGUUGGAGAUAGGCGACGCACAGUGGGUUGCCAAAUGCCACGAUUCUGCCGCUCUCGCUCGCCACGGUGCAGAGGGCGACGAGAUUGUCCUAGACUGGAUUGUCGAGCGCAAGCGACUCGACGAUCUGGUCAGCAGUAUCAAGGAUGGCCGCUUCCACGAGCAAAAGUUUCGACUCCGGAAAUCCGGUGUCAAAAAUGUGGUAUACAUCGUCGAAGAGAUUGCCAUGGACUCGGGUUACUACUCUAAGAUUGAGGAGAUGAUCCAAUCGGCCACCGCCUCCACUCAAGUAGUUAACGGCUACUUCCUGAAGAAGACACAGAAGAUGGACGACACGAUUCGGUAUCUCGCACGCAUGACCUUCAUGCUCAAGAAGAUGUAUGAAAGCAAGCCUCUCCUGGUGAUUCCGACAUCAGUCCUGACGGCGCAGAACUAUCUGCCGCUGCUGGAGCACCUGCGGGGGAAGGAACCAUUGACCGGCUAUUAUAUUACGUAUCCGGCGUUCGCAUCACUGGCGUCCAAAUCGGAUAUGAUGACCCUGCGAGAUAUUUAUCUGAAAAUGCUAAUGACGACGAGGGGCAUCACAGGGGAGAAGGCACUGGAAAUACAGAAGCGGUGGAAGACACCACACGAUUUCAUCAAGGCGUUCCAGGAGUGCGGCUCGGGCGAGCAAGGCGUCAAGAGAAAACGAGAGAUGGUCAUUGACGGCCUGCCCAACCUCGUGGGCCGCAAAAAGAUUGCCAAGGCUGUCAGUCAGCGGCUGGCCGAGGUCUGGGGCGAUGCUUGA
Molecule: messenger RNA, 1779 nt
Organism: Colletotrichum higginsianum IMI 349063
Lineage: Eukaryota; Fungi; Ascomycota; Sordariomycetes; Glomerellales; Glomerellaceae
Product: Crossover junction endonuclease MUS81
Exons: 1
Coding region: 1-1779 (592 amino acids)
Biological process (GO): double-strand break repair via break-induced replication; resolution of meiotic recombination intermediates; DNA catabolic process
Cellular component (GO): Holliday junction resolvase complex; nucleus
Molecular function (GO): crossover junction DNA endonuclease activity; 3'-flap endonuclease activity; DNA binding
Source: RefSeq, a predicted model, not a curated record